This is a messenger RNA of Harpegnathos saltator (Jerdon's jumping ant), 1557 nucleotides long. RefSeq names its product mitotic arrest deficient 2 (gene mad2). The record is from RefSeq and is a predicted model, not a curated record. The coding region runs from base 156 to 791 and encodes 211 amino acids. Gene Ontology annotation, cellular component: kinetochore; nucleoplasm; cytoplasm. Lineage: Eukaryota; Metazoa; Arthropoda; Insecta; Hymenoptera; Formicidae. Gene Ontology annotation, biological process: mitotic spindle assembly checkpoint signaling. The transcript has 3 exons.
CUCACAGUAACGGUCAUUUGGCGCACUGGCACCUGAUUGGUAGGAUUUAAUCAUACAAGGGCGUCUGUGCAUGUGUAAUUGUUUCUCGGAAACUUGCAGUUCGAUAUCGUAUAAUUUGAUUGUGAGUUCCUUUUACUCCAAGAUUUCCGCGGAUUAUGACGGAGACACAACAGAAGGCAAAGUGCAUUACUUUGAAAGGCUCCGCCGAAUUGGUGAAACAAUACUUGCUAUAUGGAGUCAACAGUAUACUUUAUCAAAGAGGAAUAUAUCCUCCGGAGAUGUUCCAGCCUGCCGAGCAUUUCGGUCUGUUUAUCUUUAUGUCUACGGAUGAUAAAAUCACAUCCUUCUUAGACACCGUCCUGGGACAGAUCCAAGAGUGGUUGAUUCAGCGCAAAGUACACAAGAUUGUCCUUGUCAUAACAAAUGUCAACACUAAAGAGGUGUUGGAAAAGUGGGAUUUUAAGGUCGAGUACGAAGACCAGAAGCCAAACGGAGUUGAUAGCAAUGUUAAGGCCGACUUGCCUGAAAUAGGAACAAAGGACUCGAAGACUAUACAGAAGGAGAUACGAGAAGUAAUACGUCAGAUUACAGGUACAGUAAGUUUCUUACCACUCUUGGAUUGCCAAUGCUCUUUCGACAUACUUACAUACACUGUAUCUGACUGCAAUAUUCCCAACAAAUGGGACGAGACUCAACCAGUAUUUAUUGCAAAUAGUCAAGAAGUACAGCUUAGGUCAUUCUCGACCUCUAUCCAUAAAAUGGAAACUAUAGUGAGUUAUAAGAAUACUUGAACUUAUUUGUUUCCUGUUUUUUUCAUAUUCAAUAGUCAUCCAACUUUCAUUUUGCAUUGGCUGCGUUCAACAGAAAUAGCUGCUUACUAAGCGCUUAGUGAUUAUCGCUCCUGAUUGGUUCAUUUCCUUGGAUUUGUAAAAGAAUACUCCAAUCAUUAAUAAUCACUAAGCGUUUAAUAAGCAGCUUUGUCUGCUGAACGUGGCCAUUGUAUAGGCUUAUGUUGAACAUGGCUAUCAAAGACUUGCUAUUUUAUCUAAUGUGUAACAAGUUUAAGUAUGUCUUAGAAAAAUAUUUUAUAUGAAUAUAUUAAAAAAGAGAAACUAAUCAAUAGACUAUCAGCUACAUAGCUAGUACAUAGCACGUUCAGAGAAGGAGGAAUUAACUAUAGAUUAUAUUACUAAUGAAUGACAAUUGACAAAGAUAGCCGACAACAAUCACUUAGAAUGUAAGACGAAAACGAAGCUUUUAUGUCUUCGAUAAAAAAGUGACUUGUUAAUUACUUCCUGUUAAGGUGAUAUUUAAAUGUACGAUCGACGAGAUUAAAAAUCACCACUAUAUGUAAAUUUUUUAAUACAUGAAAAUUCAUUUAUAUAGCUUAUAGAUAUGUAGCUUCGAGUUUUUAUAUUUUCAUCAGAGUUCUAUCAGUUUUACCAGUAAGAAUAUCGUUCAGUAUUAGUAUAAAGAAAUAGGAAAAUGUAUGAUCUAAUUGACAAUCACGCGAGAGUUACAGCAACAGUAAAAAGGGGUGCAUGACAUUGACAAGAA